Molecule: messenger RNA, 2466 nt
Organism: Hansenula ciferrii
Lineage: Eukaryota; Fungi; Ascomycota; Saccharomycetes; Phaffomycetales; Wickerhamomycetaceae
Gene: VPH1
Product: H(+)-transporting V0 sector ATPase subunit a
Exons: 2
Coding region: 1-2466 (821 amino acids)
Biological process (GO): proton transmembrane transport; vacuolar acidification
Cellular component (GO): fungal-type vacuole membrane; vacuolar proton-transporting V-type ATPase, V0 domain; vacuolar proton-transporting V-type ATPase complex
Molecular function (GO): ATPase binding; proton-transporting ATPase activity, rotational mechanism
Source: RefSeq, a predicted model, not a curated record
AUGUCAGAAGAAGCCAUUUUCCGUUCUGCGGACGUUAGUUUGGUGCAACUUUAUAUCCCAUCAGAAAUUAGUAGAGAAGCUGUUUAUGCAUUAGGUGAAGCUGAUACCAUUCAAUUUAGAGACUUGAAUUCUAAAGUCAAUACUUUCCAAAGAUCAUUUGUUAAUGAAAUCAGAAGAUUAACAAACGUUGAAAGACAAUAUAACUAUUUUAAAGAACAAUUAAACCAUCGUGGUGUUCCAUUAAAACCUGCUCCUUAUAUUGAAGAUCAAGAAUUUACACCAGCUGCUAAACCAAGUGAUAUUGAUGAAAAAGUUGAAAGUGCUCAAUUAUUAGAAGAAAGAUUAAGUCAAUUGGUCGAUGCAUCUGAAAAUUUAGAAACUCGUAAAAAGGAUUUACUUCAAUCAAGACAUGUCUUGAAAGCUGCUAAUCAAUUUUUCAAUAAAGAAGCUGAACAUGUUCAAAGGCAAAGUUUUGAUUUAAUUGAUACUGAUGAUCAUGAUAUUGAACAACAACAACAAAAUCAAAAUGCAGCUAUUAGUGAAAAUUAUGUCACUGGUGUUAUUCCAACUGAAAAGGCCAAUAUUUUAGAAAAAAUCUUGUGGAGAGUAUUGAGAGGUAAUUUAAUUUUGGAAACUGUUCAAAUUGAAGACCCAAUUUAUGACCCAAAAUCAAAACAAUAUAUCAAUAAGAGUGUCUUUAUUGUAUUCUCUCAUGGUCAUGACAUCAUUUCAAGAAUUAAAAAAAUUAGUGAAAGUUUAGAUGCAGAUUUAUAUGAAGUUGAUACCGAGGAAAACAAAAGAUCUGAAUCUUUAUUAGAAGUUAACGGUAGUCUUGAAGAUUUAAACACAGUUCUAGAAACUACAAACCGUACAUUAAACACGGAAUUAAUUGCUAUUGCACAAGAAUUAUCUAGUUGGGCUGCAGUUAUCUUGAAAGAAAAAUCUGUUUAUCAAACUUUAAAUUUAUUUGAUUAUGAUCCAAAUAGAAAAGUUUUAAUUGCAGAAGGUUGGGUUCCAACAAAUGAAAUACCUUCAUUAAAAGAAACAUUAGACUCUACUUCAACAGAUGUUAGUUCUGUUGUUAACAUUCUUCAAACAACUAAAACUCCACCAACUUAUCAUAAGACCAAUAAAUUCACAGCUGCAUUCCAAAGUAUUGUUGAUGCUUAUGGUAUUGCUGAAUAUAAAGAAGUUAAUCCAGGUUUACCAACAAUUGUUACUUUCCCAUUUAUGUUUGCCAUUAUGUUUGGUGAUAUGGGUCAUGGUUUUAUUUUAUCAUUAGCUGCUUUAUUUUUAGUUUCACAUGAAAAACAAUUUGCUCGUAUCAAGAGAGAUGAAAUUUUCGAUAUGGCUUUCACUGGUAGAUAUAUUUUAUUAUUAAUGGGUUUGUUUUCAAUUUUCACUGGGUUUUUAUAUAAUGAUUUAUUUUCUAAAUCAAUGACUAUAUUUAAUUCAGGUUGGAAAUGGCCAGAACAUCAUGAAGGUGAAACUAUUUUUGCAGAACAAACUAGUGUUUAUCCAAUUGGUUUAGAUCCAGCAUGGCAUGGAACUGAAAAUGCUUUAUUAUUUACAAAUUCAUACAAGAUGAAAUUAUCAAUUUUAAUGGGUUUUAUUCAUAUGACUUAUUCAUAUUUCUUCUCAUUAGUUAAUCAUUUACAUUUCAAAUCAGUUAUUGAUAUCAUUGGUAAUUUUAUUCCAGGUUUAUUAUUCAUGCAAAGUAUUUUCGGUUAUUUAUCCAUUUGUAUUGUUUAUAAAUGGUCAAUUGAUUGGAUUUCUUUAGGUAAACCAGCACCAGGUUUAUUAAAUAUGUUAAUUUCAAUGUUUUUAUCACCAGGUACAGUUGAAGAAUAUUUAUAUCCACAUCAAGAAAAAGUUCAAGUUUUCUUAUUAAUUAUUGCAUUAAUUUGUGUUCCAUGGUUAUUAUUAUUAAAACCAUUAUAUUUUAAAUAUAAAAUAGAUCAAGAACAUAAAUAUCAAGAAUUAAAUGCAGAUCCUGAAGCUGUUCAAGAUUUACCAAGAAAUCCAGAAGAAUUACAAGCUAUGGAACAUGAUGAUGAUGAUGAAGAAGGUGAAGAAGGACAUAACUUUGGUGAUAUUAUGAUUCAUCAAGUUAUUCAUACAAUUGAAUUUUGUUUAAAUUCUGUUUCUCAUACAGCUUCAUAUUUAAGAUUAUGGGCUUUAUCAUUAGCUCAUGCUCAAUUAUCUACAGUUUUAUGGUCAAUGACUAUUCAAAAUGCAUUUGGUGCCACUGGUAUUACAGGUGUUAUUAUGACUGUUUUCUUAUUUGGUAUGUGGUUUGUUUUAACUGUUGUUAUUUUAGUUAUUAUGGAAGGUACUUCUGCAAUGUUACAUUCUUUACGUUUACAUUGGGUUGAAAGUAUGUCUAAAUUCUUUGUUGGUGGUGGUAAAAUUUAUACACCAUUUAGUUUUAAAUCAAUUUUAGCUGAACAAGGUGAUUUAGAAUAA